AUGGCGGCUGGACAUAGAGCUAUCGUUAGAGAUCGUAUGUUUCUGAGGCAAGUGCCACGUCCUCGUGUUUUUCGCGAUAGGAGUAACCCUCUGGAGGACCUAAGGGAAGAGGAGAUAUUUGCUCGUUAUCGUUUCCGGCCGGAUACGAUCUACUUCAUUGUUGAUUUAUGCCAGGCAGCUGCCCGGGACACAGGCAGAUGUUUCGCCAUACCUUUGGUGUUGUGCGUUUUAAGCUAUCUGCGAUUUUUGGCCACAGGAGCUUUCCAGUUGACUGUCGGUGACACUGUCAACCUGAGCCAGCCCACAGUUAGCAGAGUUUGCCGCCAGGUUGGACAGGUGCUUUCUGCUCUUGCAGACCAGUAUAUCAGCUUCCCCUCCGGUGAUCGUGUCCGUCAAGUGAAGCAGCAGUUCGGUGCCAUGGCUGGAGCCAUUGAUAGUAACAGAUGGUAUACAGUUCCUCUUUUCUGA
Molecule: messenger RNA, 468 nt
Organism: Mya arenaria
Lineage: Eukaryota; Metazoa; Mollusca; Bivalvia; Myida; Myidae
Product: putative nuclease HARBI1
Exons: 2
Coding region: 1-468 (155 amino acids)
Source: RefSeq, a predicted model, not a curated record